Messenger RNA from Melampsora larici-populina 98AG31, 1188 nucleotides. RefSeq lists its product as uncharacterized. Gene Ontology annotation, cellular component: proteasome complex; proteasome regulatory particle. Lineage: Eukaryota; Fungi; Basidiomycota; Pucciniomycetes; Pucciniales; Melampsoraceae. Gene Ontology annotation, molecular function: protein binding; metallopeptidase activity. The transcript has 4 exons. The record is from RefSeq and is a predicted model, not a curated record. Bases 1 to 1188 code for a protein of 395 amino acids. Gene Ontology annotation, biological process: proteasome-mediated ubiquitin-dependent protein catabolic process.
AUGGUAGCUGCUACAAGCGAAGAAAUGGUGGCUUUGAGUACAACUCAAGUGAUCAUACAUCCUCUUGUCCUCCUCUCUGUAACUGAUCAUGCAGCUCGUGUAGCCAAAGGUGGAAGAAAGCGAGUGGUAGGUGUACUCUUAGGUCAAGACCUUGGAACAUCUCUCAACGUCGCCAACUCUUUCGCUGUGCCAUUCGAUGAAGAAGAGUCUAAAGCAGACCCUUCAUCCUCAUCGUCAACAACCAAUCCGAGUUCAAAAAAUCCUACCACUUGGUUCCUUGAUCAUAACUUUGUCGAAUCGAUGGGUGAUAUGUUUAAAAAGGUUUCGGCUAAAGAGAAGCUCAUUGGUUGGUAUCAUACGGGUCCUAAACUUCGUUCAACUGAUCUUGAGAUCAAUGAGGUUUUCAAACGAUAUUGUCCUAGACCGGUGAUGGUGAUAGUGGAUGUGAGACCUGAUCGAGGGAUCGCCAAGGGAUCUGUCACAGAUGCUUAUUUCGCGAUUGAAGAGAUCAAAGAUGAUGGCACAGCUACCCAAAACACAUUUAUGCAUGUUCCUUCGUCGAUCGAAGCAGAAGAAUCAGAAGAAAUCGGUGUCGAACAUCUUCUAAGGGAUAUCAAAGACCUUUCUACCGGCACGCUCUCUACUCGAGUCACCGAUCGACUCAACUCGCUUCGAGGACUCCAAGCUAGAUUAUCUGAGAUCAGCGAUUAUCUGCAAGGCGUGAUCAAGAAUGACUUACCUGUAAACCAUCAGAUCAUCUACAACCUUCAAGACAUCUUCAACCUACUUCCUAAUAUUGAUCUAAGCCCAACCACAACCUCACAAUCUGCUCCUGUUGAGAAAUCUCUCGAUGGUGACGUCUCAAUGAGUAGUCUGACAGAUAUUGCAGCAGGAGCAAAGGAUCUCACAAGCCUAGUUCUCGAUCGCUCAAGACCUUUGACCACUGUUACUAACGAUCAACUCUUGGUGAUGUAUCUCUCAAGUUUAAUUCGAGCAGUGAUUGCAUUACACGGAUUGGUGAACAAUAAACUCGAAAAUCAAAGUGCAGCGGCUGCGAUUGAACAACAAAAUGAAGAUCCAACAGGAACUGAUCAAGACAUUUUAUCCCGGACAAAGCCAUCAUCAGAUGAAAAGGCAAAGGACUCAAACUCGAAUAAAGAGAAUUCAUCAUCUUCUCGUGGUCUUUGA